AAAGUUCUUCAUAUUCCGAUUAUUUCGCCAUCACUUCAAAUGCAUCUCCAGCCGUAGCAACCGAGGCAGUCGGUCUAUGUACCCUAUCAACCAUGGAGGCUCAGCUUUCGUUGAUGGAUGAAAACGACGAAGAAAACACCAAAGAACAAGAAGAGCUCCUCUUCGACAGAGUCCAAGAACUAAAACGUUCCAAUGCCGCCCUCCAGGUAGAGAUAGACCUGUUUGAACGCUUUAUCAGCCGCAUUGAUCCUCAUGACCUCCUGUCCCAGGCGGGGGGAGAUGGUCCAGGAGGGUCGCAGCUGGAGGGAGGGGGUCGUGGGCGGAGGCGCAGGUCACGCUCCCAUGUUUCAGAUCGCCUCCAACAGCUGACCUUGGAACAAAAACUCUACGUGGCACAGAGAGAGGUGAGAGAGAUGCAUCAAGACCAAGACAAACUCAAACAGAGAUGUGAGAGGAUUCAGGACGACUUCAAGGCCUCCUUACAAGAGGCAGAAAUUAGUCUUUCAGAAAUCAGGAAGGCUCAGCACGAGUUUGAACGCAGACUGCUGAAACCUCUUAAAGACAACAGGCUGGACAUGAAGGAGCCUGAGAAGGUGCUGCAGUGCAUCACAGACAAGUCAAAGGUCUCACAGUUGGAGAAGUUUCUUGUGAAGAACCAGGCCCUGAAGGUCCAUGAGAAGAAGCUCCAGCAGCAGCUUCUUCAGAAAAGAGAAGCAGGAAAAGCUGAGUACGAGGACGUCUUUCAGGAGUUUACUGAGCUGAGAAUCAACAAAAACCUGGAUGAACUUCAAGUCAACAAUCUGAAAGUCCAACGUUUCCUCAGUUCACAGAAGGAGAAGCUGCAGAGUGUGACUAGGGAGUCCACGGAGCUGAGCAAUGAUAUCACAAACAGGAAGCAGAUACUGGGGAAAAUCGAGGAGGAGAUACUGCAUGCUCAGGAGGAGCAGUUAAAGGCAGAGGCUCUCAACCAACACCUGCGUCGCCAAAUGACAGAUUAUCAGGCUCCAGGAGUCCUGGAGUACAUUCAGGUCAAGGACAAACACAAGAAGCUGCAGCAGAAAAUUAACACGUGGGAGAGGAAGGUUCGCAUCGCUGAGAUGUCCUCGACGGCCCACAGUAAAGCCUGGAAAACACAGAGAACCACUCUCACUCCUGCAAAUAGCACUGUCGCUGGAGCCGGAUCUGGGCAGCACCGACUCCCAGUGAAGCUGCCGCACAUAGCAGAACACGUCAGCGCAUAAGAGACACGCUGCUCUGUUCACUCAUACUGUAACGUGUGCUCUGACCCCUCUGAGAAUGUUUUAUUAGGAGCCAAAAUGUUGUAAUGUGAUCUCAUUUUAUCUCUGCAUGAGACCCGAUGUAGGGCAGUAUGUUGCAAACAUGUGUAAUUCCAACACUGACCACCAGGUGGAGGCUUAUUUAGGAUAAAACCAAGGCUUGUACUGGAGUUAGGUUAGAAUUUAUGUUUAAUAUUCAACAUCGUUAGUAUACAUUUAAAGACUGUAUGUCCUGAUAACAUGGACCUAAAAAUGUAAAAUUAUCACUAACACCAAAUUAUAUAAAAUAUCUUAAAUUAUAUUUAUACAUAAAGGAGCAAUCUGUAACUCUGACACCUAGUGUUUAAAAUGGGUACUGCAGUCCAAAAUCAAAACAUUGUAGAGAGCCUUCUCCCCCUGCCUCCUCCUCUCUAGAGUCAAUGCUCACACAGGUCACCAUGUGGUGGACACUGAAGCUUCAGUGUUUAACCAGCUCUGCAUCGGUCUGUAAACCUUUCUGUGUUUUAACCUCUCUCCAUUUUUCAAAAGCAUCUCCAAUAUUGAUCCUAGUUUGAGCACGUUUCUGCUCGUGGAGCUUAUUAGAAACAUGCAGAGGCUUUUUAGGUCGGGUACAAUCACUUCUAUCUGAACCACUUCUCUUGCCCGCUUCCAUCGCUGCAACACCUGUUGACCUGAUAACUGCUCUCAUAUCUGGCAAACUGAGGGGCGUCCAAAACGGCCGUGUGGGGGUGCCUUAAAACCGCCUACUUUCUCUGGUCCAAACAAAUCCAGAGCAUUCAGGAGCAGAAUCUAAAGUUAGAAGGAGGACAUACUGGCUGCUGCAUUGUUGUCAGAGAAGCCAGCACUUCAACACAGCAUGUUUCCUUAAUGUCUGAUCAUAUAGUAAGAUACCUUUAUCAUUUCACUACACAGCUUACUGAUUGGGUUCUUUAAGUUAUGCUUCUGUAGACCAUAGGAGCAGUAUUUGACUUGUUCUUCAUUAUCUUUAGUUAUCCUGUAAUCAGUGUAAAGAUACUGUGGAAAGGACAUUCUGCAUCAUGACAAAACAGUUCAGGACUUAUUCCUCUAUUGCAGUACUGAAACAUUGUCAUACUUCUUUCUGUUUAAUAAUGUGAAGUAGAAGUUCCUCGAUUUGAAGGCAGACAGAAAAAACAAUCCAACUGAGACUCUACAAACUAUUUCCUUUAUUAGAAAGAAAUCCUCAGAGGUAUAAACCCUCGAAAUGUUAUGAUGUUACAUGCCAUAUAUACAGGUAUAUACAUGAAAGUGCAAUGUCACAAUGGUUAAUGUGUUUAUUAUUAAUUCUCUCGUUACUGUUUGGAAAAUGGCGUCAUUACGUACUCAUGUGUAACCGUCCUGCGCAGCGUUCUCUCAAACAGACAUGAAAAUUAAACAGGACGUCUCAAGCUCCUCUAAAACAUUUUCAAAGGCACUUUCACGAGUACAUACUACAGAUGUACAGAACAGCACAGAGUAAAGCCUACAGGGGGCGACACUGAGUCCUACUGGUGAUGAUGUUAGCAGAGUGACAGUAACACACUUUUCUUUUUUACAACUCGGCAGAUUGUAGUCGACGCCUCUCGUUUGAAGUCAUCUCCCAAACAAAACAAAAACAACAGAAAGGAUUACAAAAAUAAACAAAGUUAGUGAGUCAGAAAUCAUCUUCAUCUUUUUGGAUUAUUACACACACAACAUCUGUCAAGUCAAAGAGCGUGUAAACCUGCUGUCAGAGAGCUCUGCUUCUUCUUCACAGCACACCAGUCUGUGUUCGUAUGCUCGCAGAACAUUCCCAAAACAUGCACCCACUUCACUGAUAUCUACAGCACAGAUGUUACUCAAAAGGAGAAAGACAGGGGGCGCACUCACAGCUGGAACCUCUGCACAAAGGGGAGCAAUAGCAUUAAAAACGAUCACAUGACCUGCACACAUUUGCGCUGGUACAGGCUGUUCAUCAGUGAGUGUUUGAGAAUAUCUCCAAACUAAGGUGGUCAAACUCCUGGACGCUUCUCGAUACGUCUGGUUUUUAAAAUGAUUCAAUCUCUGUGAUCGACAGUAUCGAAAAUGACCAAACUACCUGCAGAGAGAGAAAGAGAGAGAGCACUGUCUUAAUUGCACAAAUGUGUUGAGGACUUAUUUGUGUAAUUUAGACAAUGUGCAGGAGUUCACCUGCAAUCUUUUGGUGAUGAAAAACAAGAAAUCUCUCGAUGUUUGGCACCUAGGACUGAUAUUUCCAAUGCUGUGGUAUCAAAUCAGGUACGGAUAUAAUUCGAUCUUUACUAUUAUUUUAUAGAAGUUUAAAAUUCUUCAUAUCGCGACAACCCUUCUUGAUACACGGGUGCACAUCAAAUCAGCAGACAAAGCCUCCGUGUCAGUCAGACGACAAUGACACCUUGAAUGUUAAAAGAGGAAAUGAGGACACAAAGAAGCACAGGAAGCAGCAUGAAUAAAACCUUUUACACUAACAGUCAUCAGGUCCAUGGCUACCUGCAGCACCUCUAGAGGGCGCUGCCACAGGGCCUGUACACAUCAGUCAAUAUAUGGAGGGUUUCACAUCCAUGCUUUAACUCACACACAUCACGUCUUUGGGUUAGUUCGGCUGUAGCAUGUGUUCCACAACGUACAAUAUAGCAUAUGUGCUGAAUAAACUGCAGGUAUGAGAUGAUUUGUCAUCAGAACCAGUCACACUGUAGACCCCCGUCGGAUCUGCAGAUGCAAGGCAGGCGAUAUUAUCAGGCAUGUUUCCGCCCUACAUCGAGACGCGUCGCUGCAGGAAUCCGAGAAAGUAUGGAAGUGUUCAAACAGUUCAUGGUGAAGUAGUGGUUUCAUCCAAUAGUCACAUCUCAUUCCAGGCAUAAUGGAAGGAUCUCCAGCCGAGCACAGAGGUGAUCUUUGUACAUUUCCGGCAGGCUGUGCCAAGAAAAAGUUGCAGUUUUACAAGCUAGUGAAAAUAUCAGUACUAUUAUCUCUCAACAAAGUACCGUUUAGAAACAGAAACCUUGUUCUGUCCAGGUAAUCACAGCAACUUCAUAAUAAGAGUUCUACAUGUUCAAUCAGUUACAUUUCAAAGUCAAUAAGGCCUUAAUAAA
Labrus mixtus (cuckoo wrasse) is the source of this 4363-nucleotide messenger RNA. It is a transcript of the gene cfap263, whose product is annotated as coiled-coil domain containing 113. Lineage: Eukaryota; Metazoa; Chordata; Actinopteri; Labriformes; Labridae. The coding region runs from base 93 to 1241 and encodes 382 amino acids. The record is from RefSeq and is a predicted model, not a curated record. Gene Ontology annotation, biological process: cilium assembly. The transcript has 10 exons. Gene Ontology annotation, cellular component: axoneme; ciliary basal body.